AUGACUACCUCAACAAAUUUGGAAAACUGCAACGAGAAUGACUUUUACGAUACAUCUGAAGUUAUUUACACGGUUUCCGCAAUAUUUUACAGCUUUAUAGUUAUAGUGGGAGUCCCGGAAAACGUUGCAGCGCUUUGUUUUUUAAUAUGCAAGAAAAAAGAACUGACUGAAGCUAAGAUCUACAUGAUAAGUCUCACAGUGGCCGAUCUCCUGUUUGUGACAUUUCUUCCUCUCUGGAUUGAUUACUAUUACCGCAAAGGCAACUGGAUCUUCACCAGCUUCAUGUGCAGCCUAUGGGGAUCGCUGUUCUACAUCAACACGUAUAACACCAUCUUCUUUCUGGCUGUCAUCAGCUUUAUUCGUUACCGCGCGGUCUCACAGCCGGUAACGGCAGCUCAGUCCAGACAGAUUGUGAGAGGCUCAGUUUUAACUGCUUUAAUCUGGACAUUAACAGUUUGCUUUUCUUUACCGAUUGUAAUCAAUCAUGAAGAUUACCUCAUCAAAACAAACACUGGCAAUGAAAGAUGUUUUGAAAGUUAUGAAGCAAAAAAUACCAAAACACAAGUAAUCGUUAUACAUAUGCUGAUGGAGCUGGGUUUUGUCCUUAGUUUAGUUGUGGUCAUUGCCAACAAUGUCCUUCUCCUUCGAAUACUAUCGGCUGACCAGAAAGCAUUGCGAACUUCGCAAAAUAAGUUCAAGGUCCGCGCUUCUCGGUUGGUGUUUAUGGUCCUGGUCAUCUACACGGUCUCGUUUCUACCUUACCAUGUGGUCCAUUUGCUUUGGACGCUUUUGGUCCUCAACUUCUGGAAAUCUGACGACUGCGCUUUCAGGAAAACUGUCAACGAUGUUCACCAUAUCUCCCUGUGCCUGAUGUGUACCAACUGCAUUCUGGACCCCAUUCUUUACUGUUUCAUGACAACAAAUUUCAGACAAUAUUUUAAAGAGUUAAGACUGUCCUUCACGCGUAAAUGUAUCCUCGGUGGAAGCCCUAAGCCGCAAGAAAUUCAGCUGUCAAGAAAUGUGACCCGAGUCCGGUAA
This is a messenger RNA of Hemiscyllium ocellatum (epaulette shark), 1038 nucleotides long. Its product is annotated as platelet-activating factor receptor-like. The record is from RefSeq and is a predicted model, not a curated record. The coding region runs from base 1 to 1038 and encodes 345 amino acids. Gene Ontology annotation, cellular component: membrane. The transcript has a single exon. Gene Ontology annotation, molecular function: platelet activating factor receptor activity. NCBI's taxonomy places the organism in Eukaryota, Metazoa, Chordata, Chondrichthyes, Orectolobiformes, Hemiscylliidae. Gene Ontology annotation, biological process: behavioral response to pain; G protein-coupled receptor signaling pathway; chemotaxis.